Molecule: messenger RNA, 1270 nt
Organism: Syzygium oleosum
Lineage: Eukaryota; Viridiplantae; Streptophyta; Magnoliopsida; Myrtales; Myrtaceae
Exons: 10
Coding region: 201-974 (257 amino acids)
Molecular function (GO): hydrolase activity
Source: RefSeq, a predicted model, not a curated record
UCUCGGAGUUGUGACACCUGUUAGAUAUACCUGCUUCACCAAAUUCCAAGAGUUAAACCACAAAUACAACUGGGAAGAACUGGUGAAGUGGAUGAGGAACAGAUGCAAAGAACUUGCAAUGGAGCGCAGGCAUGCCAGCUCUUCAAUAGCAGUCAUCGCAGCUCAACUGCUAUUUCCGUGUGCUUUCUAGAGCUAGGGGAAUGAGCUAUCAGCAGCAUUCAUCAAGUUCUGGUAAUAGAAUGUCCCGAAGAACAUUUGAAUUUGGGCGAACACAUGUGGUGCGGCCAAGAGGGAGACACCAGGCCACUAUUGUUUGGCUGCAUGGCCUUGGUGAUAAUGGCUCGAGCUUGUCCCAGCACUUGGAAUCCCUCUCUCUUCCUAAUAUUAAAUGGAUCUGUCCAACUGCUCCCACUCGUCCCGUGGCUUUGGUAGGCGGAUUUCCUUGUACUGCAUGGUUUGACGUUCGAGAGAUUUCAGAAGAUAGUCCAGAUGAUUGGGAAGGCUUAGAUGCUUCAGCAGCGCAUAUUGCCAAUCUUUUGUCGACAGAACCAGCUGAUGUGAAAGUUGGCAUUGGAGGCUUCAGUAUGGGUGCUGCCACAGCUAUUUACUCGGCAACCUGUUUCGCUCUGGGUAAAUAUGCAAAUGGAAGUCCAUACCCAAUCAACUUAAGGGCAGUUAUCGGUUUGAGUGGUUGGCUUCCAGGCUCAAGGAGCUUGAGAAACAAAAUGGAGGUUUCCAAUGAUGCUGCAAGGCGUGCCUCAUCCUUGCCUAUUUUUCUUUGCCAUGGCACAUGUGAUGAUGUAGUCCCUUUUAAUUUUGGAGAGAGGUCAUCCCGCUACUUGAGCUCAGCAGGAUUCCAAUACGUUACAUUCAAGUCUCAUGAUGGGCUCGGUCAUUACACGGUCCCUAAAGAGAUGGAAGACGUUUGCCAUUGGCUUACUGCUAGGCUGGGGCUCGAGGGUUAUGGCUCAUAACUGAUUCAAUACCGAAGCUUCAGUUUCCUCAGGCAUUGGUGGAAAAAGAAUGGAUGACCGACAUAUUACCAAGCGAGGAGAGAAUAAAUGAAAAGUAGGAUGAAUGCCGAUACAAGGAGAAGUGGAUGAGGGGGGGUACACGCUAUACAGUUUAAUUCACCUUCGCUAUUUUCUUCUUGCCUAUCGUAAUAAAGUUUUUGGAAGUGCUGCUUACACAUAUGUAGCAUGUAAUGGUUAGUAGAGAUCUACUUUUUUCCGGAAUUUAGAAUUCUUUACGAAAGAUGAGUUAUGUUUUA